Molecule: messenger RNA, 1602 nt
Organism: Alternaria burnsii
Lineage: Eukaryota; Fungi; Ascomycota; Dothideomycetes; Pleosporales; Pleosporaceae
Product: u2 small nuclear ribonucleoprotein a protein
Exons: 8
Coding region: 1-1602 (533 amino acids)
Biological process (GO): transcription initiation at RNA polymerase II promoter
Cellular component (GO): transcription factor TFIIA complex
Source: RefSeq, a predicted model, not a curated record
AUGCACCUGGGCAGGCGGAACAAGCCGCGUCGCGCUAGUGCCGGGCAGCUUAGUAACCGCCUCCGCGCCCCCGUCACUCUUCCCGCCCAGGCGUCACCUACGCCAGACCACCAGCUCGUCGCAAACACCAGCACCAUGGCCACCGACAACACCAAGUACUAUGAGCUCUACCGCCGAAGCAGUCUGGGCGGCUCCCUCACAGACACGCUCGACAACCUCAUUACCGAGCGCCGCAUAGAGCCCCAGCUCGCCAUGAAGAUCCUCUUGAACUUCGACAAGGCCGUCGCCGAUGUGCUCUCGGAGAAGGUCAAGUCGCGCUUGACAUUCAAGGGACAUCUCGACACCUACCGCUUCUGCGACGACGUAUGGACCUUCAUCAUCAAGGACAUCAACUUCAAGCUGGACAACACGCACCAAGUCCACGCCGACCGUGUCAAGAUUACGGCUGCGACCAUGUCUCUUCCGCAAACUAAAUCAGCCUGGCUGAUGCUUGCCAUCACCAGUGGCGCAUGUGCAGCUUGCAAUGGUGUCUUCGCGAAGCUCACUACAACAGAGCUCACAGCCUCCUGGUCAAGCUCCAUAGCCCUCGCAUUCGGGCUGAGUGCUUCUAACAAGAUUGUUGAAUAUGCGAUACGAGGUCUCUUUUUCGGCAUGAACCUCCUCUUCAAUGCCAUCAUGUGGGGUCUCUUCACACGUGCCCUUACCCUUGCUUCCUCCACCGUACGCGUCAGCAUCAUAAAUACAUCUGCCAACUUCAUCGUCACCGCCGUCCUCGGCUUCAUCAUCUUCAACGAAAGCUUACCGGGACUGUGGUGGCUGGGUGCAGCAAUGCUAGUAGCUGGAAGCGUGAUUAUCGGAAUGAGGGAAGAGACGGAAAAGAAGAGUGUGGUAGCUACAACAGGGGAGGCCCCGCUUCUCGACCGCGACGGCGAUGCGAACGCCGAGGGCUUUAGGGACGACGAUGAUGAAGACGAGGAUAGAGUCGAACUCAACAGUGUGAAGAACACAGGAGGGGACAGUAGCGAUGAAGAUGGCGUGUUGAACUGUGGACUUCCAGUCCCAAUCCCAAUUCCAGCCACAGCAGUACUUUGGCCACAAAAGCACCCCGGGUAUCAGCCGUUUCCUAUCUUCAACGGCUACACACAAGCCUACGAAUACCACGCUACUCCACCUCCUUACUCGACACAGACCCAAGGUGCUGCUUCUUGGCACCCUCAGCAGGAUAAUCAUGUCAGCUACACUGUCAACCCGAAUGAACCUUUUGCAGAUCAGUUUAUAGAGCUUCAAGGUGUGCGAAAUGGUUACGUCCCAGGCCAGAACACAUGGUACCACUAUGGCAAUGGGAAUUACAUCAACAACUACAACAACGACGUUCCCAAGAAAAGUACAAAGAAGAACAAGCGCAAGAAGAACAGUAGGUUCAACAAGGUACGAGACCGCGCUGUGGAGCAGAUGGGGGAGUCUGCCACUCAGGCCGAGCCCAAGCCCAAAAACGAAACCAAGAAACAAAAGGCAGAGCAGCAGAAUGAGCCCAAGAACAAGACCAAGAUCAAGGCUGAUGUCGAAUCUGAGGCCAAGGUCACGAGCAUUAUCGGUGGAUAA